AUGGCGAUCAACUUUGAUAUCUCGAUGAAGGCGCCUCCUCUCAACAUAGACCUGACCGAGGACAUGAUGUGGGGUUUUCACCGCUACUGCGACAAGUUCGGUGGGAGGAAGAUGAACCAGGCGGGAUUGAAAGCGCUACAGUGCGUGCCCAUCGCGCACGCUGCGCUGGCGGUCAAGCAAGGGGAGGACAUGAAGUCGGACGUUCGCAACGCUGCUAUGUCGAAAAGAAUGCAGGAGAUCGCAGUCCCCGGUUGGAUCAAGGUCUGCGAGGCGGCGAUCAAGGACAGCCAGGGGGAACUUGUGUUCCCGCACGGCUGGAAGGAUGCCCUCUACUACACCACACUAGGCACAGGGGAAAACCCCAGGCAAACCUUCAUGAAGAACCCCAAGGCACUGUUCACGAAGUUCAAGGCCCUGAAAACAGAAUAUACGAAGGGAGCGCAGCUUUGGUUCGACACUCAUCCCGAGAGCAGUACCGAGUUGAAUUCCGGUACCCAGACGACGGACGCGCUCGACGACCUGUCCGCCGACAUGUACCGCAAGGCCACCAAGGGCAACGCUGCGAAGGAAGAUGCCGCCGCCGACAUAUUUUUCAACACUCCACGACGUAGUGCAGAAGGAGUGGUCGUUUCCGGAGUCACGACUACCUCGCCCCUUCCAACGCCAGCUGCGGAUGCUGCCAUAGCCGCCACCACCUCUACGGGGGCCGCCGCCGCCGCCGACGACGACGACGACACCUCCCCCCAGGCUCUCGCCAGGCGGGCCGCCGAAGCCCUCCGUCGAGAGAUGGCGUCACCUACAGCCUCGGGUUCCGGUUCUGGCGCAAAUCUCGGUCGGCCAGAAGGCAACGAGGAUAUACCGGACGACUACUACUACCCCUACCUCCUUCUGGCGUGUCCUUGGAGCUCGUGGAGUGGCAACACCCCCUCCGAGUGGAAGCACCUCGCAGCAUCGAGCGGGCCGCGGAACCGCGCCAGCAAGGGCGACAAGGGCAACUCCAACGGCAACGACAACAGUAACGAGGUCGUCAUCACCGACGACAACCCUAUCGGCAGCCCCAGAGCAAUGGGUCUGAUGAACGCAAACGGCGACGCCGUGAGUCGCCGCCAGUAUUUCGCCAACAUCAAGAAGGAGAAAGAACAGGUCAAGAAGGAUGCCAAGGAGAAAGAAAACGUUGCGCUGAGGAACGAGGCGCUCGACACGAGGAAGAGGGGCUUGGCCGCGAUGGAAUCGGCCAACACCCACGUCGGGGAGCUGUCGUCCAACAUCAAGAAGAUGGUGCAGCUCCAGGAGGAGUCCAACCUUGCGGCCAGGAGGAAGGAUAAAAUAGAGGCGCUGGAGAGGAAGCUCAUGCUGGCCAUCUCUGAUCCGAACAUGGUGAAGGCGCAGCUCAAUGCCUUGCUCGAUGAGUAUUAA
Molecule: messenger RNA, 1416 nt
Organism: Ectocarpus siliculosus
Lineage: Eukaryota; Phaeophyceae; Ectocarpales; Ectocarpaceae
Source: the annotation of a GenBank genome assembly